CCCGGCCGCCCGGUGCUUCCGCUUCCGCCCCAAAGCCCCGCCUCUUCCGGCCUGGUGAAUGGUACCAUCCGGGCAGGGGUAGAGCAGUGAAUGACCUUCGCCCUGGAGGGGGUGGCCCAGGCCGGAGGGGCGGGGCGUCGCUGGUAGGGGCAGCCCGCGCGGGGGUGCCCAGAAGGCAGAAAGUUCCCGCCCGCGGCAGCCACAUGGAAUGUUCCUCCCGCGGCCGGGGAUGGUACGGUCAGGCCAGCGCGUCCCGUUGCUAGGGCACGGUCACGUGCACCCUCAUGCCCCCAGAGCGGGAGGCGGGAGCCGGGGCCGGAGCCUUGGGCGCCGAUUAAGCGGGAGCUGCCAUGGCCGAUGUAGUCGGGACCGGAGAGGAGCUAGGAGCCAUUUUGGUCCAGGUUCAAGAAGACCUUCACCAGCUUAAGGACAAACUAACAAGCAUCAACCUUGAACAACAUGGAGAGGGUGUGGAUGUUCACAUUCUUGAAACAGCCAUUGAAAGAACUGAAAUUGGGCUGAGAAAACAUGCUGAGAAUUAUUUAAAUGCCAUAAAUAGAAGUGUAUUGACUAUUCCCUAUACUGAUGAAAAAGAAAGAUACUCAGAACAGCACCCCAAAUGGAGGCUUCCUAUUGGUGUUGCUCAGAAGCAGUUUAUUUUUCCACGGGUGCCUGUUAAACCUCUGAUUACCCAGCCGUGUGGCAGAUCAGCAGCAUCUAUUUCUCCAGGUUUGCAGCACAAGCUUUCAAUGAAUGUGAAAAUCAUGUAUGAUCCAGGCGACACCAGUAAUAGAGUUCUUUUAAAACAGAACUAUGGAAUCAGUUUGCCACUUAUUAAUAAGAGAAAAUCAGCUCCUGUAUGCACUCAGAAGAUAGUGAAAGGCCCUACAGUUGGUAACCUCUCGGCUUUGCCUGCCUCUCAUCAGAUGGAUGCUCCCUUACCUAUAUUAGAAAGGGAUGCAAGGAAAGGUAUUCUGAAUCUAAUUGAGCGAAGGCUAAUCCCACCAGCAGCAAAGAUUACACUUGAGUCAUCUCCUGUUGUACCCAAAGCAGCUCCUCUCCAUGAAUUUCACAAACAGCACAAGAAGCCAGUUGUAGGAGGGAAUGGUAGCAAGGUGGACUUUGCUGGUACAGACAUCUUCAUCUUUCCAGACUCACAGAGAGGUCCCAAUGACUCGUAUUGCUCAAACAAAGGUAGUAUUACUCCACCUCCAUCCAGCAGCUCCAUGGCUUCAGCUAAGAAAUCAAAGCGAUUAUGGACACAACCAGCUCAAGGGCUGGAGUUGAUAAAUUGCACUUCCCCUCAGCCAAAGAGCCCACAUAUGAUGCCACCUCAGCCUUUACAGAAUACGUUUUUGGAUUAUGAUAUAACUAUUUACAAUGGCACUAUAGAUCAUAAGGCUCCAGAUUUCCUGGCAUUCAAGCAGCACUGUUGUUUAUCCUGGGGAAGUAUUCUUUCUUUCUUGGAACGUGUUGAGAAACUACUCAAGGACUACGCUGUACCAUUGGCUAUAAUAAAGGGUAAGAAAUUGAUGGAGCUCAUAUCGGACUUUGAACUUAACCAGAGGCCAAGCAGAGAUGACCUUCUGUCGGUGAUAAAGAACCGGACAACUGUGAAAAGGAUCUUAAAUCAACCUGGCCAGAGAUACAAAGGGCAACGUGGUACUGAAAUGGCUGCCACAAGGAUCCAAGCAACAUGGAGGUGCUAUACAGACAGAAAAGCCUACAUCCAUUUCAGGCAGCAGCAGUGGGCAUCAGGUGUGAUUGCCAUUUCUUGGCUCUUGCAUAGUCACAUGGCACGAGUAAAAAAGACCCUGAAGGAAUCACGUCAGAGACACCUGGAGAAUUUUUACAUCAGGGCCAAGCAUCUGGCAGCCAACUGGAAUCGCAUCAGGACCUCCAGGAGGACUAUUAUCCAUAUCCCAUCAUUAGGGUAUUCCCAAUGCAUUCGUGAGACCGCUCCUGAUUUUGCUCUUCAGCAGAAUUUGCAGAUGGGGAGGCUGUGUGACAUACUAGAUGCCAACGUUGACGUCAUCUACAUCUGCCCCCUUCAUCUGAGUGAGGAGUUACUGCAGUAUUACAAUAAACUCCUGGGUCUGCAGGCAGCUGUUAGAUCUGGGAACCCUGAGGACAUGGGUGACCUGCAGGACAGGUUCAAAAUUCUCGCCCCUGAAGCUAUAAACAGCUUCCCAGGCCAUCACAUGUGCCUGGCCUCUCAGUUGAAGUACAGUCCCAAGACAAUCAAAAGAAUAAAAAAUCUUAUCCAAGGCAAAGAAGCCUACAUUAUUGGUGGACUUCCUCACAAAGAUGAUUUAGCAGUGGCUGAUAUGUUAAAUGUGCCCAUAUUGGGCUCUGAGCCAGAAGUAGCUCAUCUUUAUAGAACUAAGUCCGGAAGUAAAAGAAUCUUUGCUAGUGCUUGUGUGCCAACACCUCCAGGAGAAUAUGACAUCUAUAACCAUCAACAAAUGCUUGAAGUUCUGAGUCAGCUGAUCAUAAAUAACUUGGGAGUGAGACGUUGGUUGUUUAAAGUGGACAAUGAAUUUGGAGGAAAUGGCACUGCAUAUUGUGAUAUUGCCAGGCACCUGAAAUGCUACCACUGGGCCCAGAAGGAAUGUCAGAGAUACACGACUGAGAUGUGGAGGAAGAAAUGGGCACAUGAGCCAGCUUUGGUGAAGAUCUCCCAGGAGCUCCCGGGCCUUUUAGCACAGCACGCACAGCCAGUCAAUGAGAAACGAUUUCCUACAUGGGAAAAAUUUCUCCAAACAUUUCUUAGUCAAGGCGGUGUGAUAGAAGCCUUUCCACCCUCAGAAAAUGUCACCAACCUUACAGUGGAUAUGUUGAUAGAGCCAAUGGGAGACAUAAAGAUAGUUUCAUCUGGAGAUCAGAUCCACGCAGAUGGUCCUUUGCAAUCAUCUGGCACCACUGUUCCACAGUGUUCAGUUGAUCCAGCAGUUCUUAAUUCAUUAUGUUUAAAAAUUGGAGAGGCCUGCAAAUCUAGAGGGGUGCUUGGCUACUUCUCAGUUGACCUUGUAACUUUCAUCCACCCACAAACAAUGGAGCAGCAGGUGUGGGUAACAGACCUUGACCUUUGCUAUAGUGACCAGCUGGCCUUCACUCAGCUCAUGUUGUAUGUGACAAAUGGCAAUCUGGAUGGGUGCUCUAACCAUUUUAAAGUGCCACUUACAUGGAAGAAAACAAAAAGUCAAAGUGUUCAGAGUGAGGAGGCAGAAACUCUGUCUCCAGUAAGCAGCCGCUAUGCAGUAAUGAGCAGUCAGCUGAGGCACUCCAACCUUUCAGUAAUUUACUAUAGUGUUCUCCUCCAAAUAUGUAAGGCUCAUGGCAUUGGAUUUGAUGUCCAGGAAAAACAAGGAACAAUUUUUAUACUGUAUGAAGAUCGCAAGCGGUACAGAUUGGGAAUGAUAACAAUCGGAGAGGAUCUCCAGGGGGUCCUCAUGACCUUUGCUCACAAUCUCUCCAUCAUCCAUCAAGAAAUAUCAGCACCUAAUAUGCAAGGCGAGACCAAUUUUAAGAUAGCAGUUCAAGAUAUUGAAGCAAUUCUGGGAAUUACAGCAGAAAACAAAUUGAAAUUUAAAGAGGAAUCCUCCAAAGAAGAUGCUCCGCAAGAAUAGUUGACAGAAAUUUUAAAACUCUUUUUUAAGCCUCUAGGAAAAACUCUCUCAUUCUCAGGAAUGCAGGAAAGAAAUAAGUUACAGGUUUUGUUGUCCUUGUCUAUUGAUAAUUAAAUUAAUAUUAGCUUAGACCGGAAAUUUUAAUGAUAACUGAGUGAGCUUAAAUGAUUAGUAAAAUAGUAACUAAAAUAUUCCUGGUGGUGCAAAAGGAAAUCUUGGUGAAGAACAGAGGAACAAAAUAAACAUUGUCCAUUUUCUUAUA
Molecule: messenger RNA, 3891 nt
Organism: Dermochelys coriacea (leatherback sea turtle)
Lineage: Eukaryota; Metazoa; Chordata; Testudines; Dermochelyidae
Gene: IQCH
Product: IQ motif containing H
Exons: 21
Coding region: 351-3629 (1092 amino acids)
Molecular function (GO): protein binding
Source: RefSeq, a predicted model, not a curated record